AUGCACUACGCAUUCUACGAGGUGACGUCCGACUGCCGGGCCGCGUCCAUCGAUGAGUGGGCCGACUACCAGCUCUCGCAGACCGCCGCCGGCCGCACGGUGCAGGGCAACAUCGCCGCCUUUGUCGCCCUGCGCGAGGAGCAGGCCAGCCUCGGCCACACGCUGCGCCUCAUCCUCUCGCUCGGCGGCUGGACCAAGUCGACCCACUUCUCGUCCUGCAGCAAGACGCACGCCAACCGGCAGGCCCUCGUCAGCUCGGCCGUCGCGCUUCUGGACCGGACCGGCUUCGACGGCCUGGACCUCGACUGGGAGUACCCGGUCUGCUGCGGCCUGGACAGCAACGGCGUCGACCCCGCCGACUGGGAGAAUUACGUGCUGCUGCUGCAGAUGCUGCGC
Messenger RNA from Emiliania huxleyi CCMP1516, 396 nucleotides. RefSeq lists its product as hypothetical. The record is from RefSeq and is a predicted model, not a curated record. Gene Ontology annotation, biological process: carbohydrate metabolic process. NCBI's taxonomy places the organism in Eukaryota, Haptophyta, Isochrysidales, Noelaerhabdaceae. The annotation marks the transcript as partial. Gene Ontology annotation, molecular function: hydrolase activity, hydrolyzing O-glycosyl compounds. The transcript has a single exon.